UCAUUCUGCCCUGUUACAUCUAACUCAACAUCAGCGCUGAGGACAUGAGAGUUGACUGGUUCAGAGUCAACCUCCCAGACCCUCAGUCAAACAUUCGAGUCCAUCUCUACCAAGACGGCAGAGACAAAUACCAUGAUCAGAUCCGCUCCUACGAAGGAAGGACAUCAUUGUUUAAAGAGGAACUGAAGAAGGGCAACACCUCUUUGAAACUGACCAGGGUACAAGGCACUGAUGAUGGACAGUACAAAUGUCUUGUUGAGUCUAAGACCCAUUAUGAUGAUGCCACUAUUCAAGUCCACAUAAGAGGUACAUUUCUUUCCCCAUAUAUACAACAACCCACAGCGAAGUGUUUCCAAUCUCAGCAGUACUUCAUCUCCAGUCUCCCUUUGUGUCUGUAGCUUUAGGAUCCAAGCCAGAGCUUUCCAUUGAGGGACAGAAAGAAGGAGGGAUGGGUCUGCUGUGUGUAUCUAAAGGCGGGUUCCCUGAGCCUGAGUUGGAGUGGCUGGACAGUGAAGGGGUCACUCUGUCUGCUGGACCUUCAGAGACAGACAGGGACUAUAAGGGGUUCUACAUAGUCAAACUAAAGACCAUUGUAAAGGAGACUGACACCAACCACUUUACCUGCAGACUCAGACAGAGGCAACUCAGUGAGCAGAUCAACAUGGAGACAGAGUUUCACAUCUCUAGUGAGUUGCACAACAUCAUAUUAUUGUUUAGCUGAUAUGAAACACUUUUCAUGUUUUAGAUGCUUUUGUAUUACAAAGGCUGAGUAAUAAUGAAACAUAAAUAGGACAAUUGGAUACAAGUUUGUCAACAUUUUAAGAACACUAAAGUAUUCUAAUGUCAAAAUGAAAUGUUGGUUUUGUAGAUCCAGCUGUAUGCCUCCACCCCAAAUGAAUGGAAAACCAGGAAAUGAGAUGGCUCUCAAAUGUUCCAUUCAUUUGGCAUUGAGGCAUAUAGCUUGAUCAACACACCUGAUGUCAUGGGAUGUGGUUUCAUUUUGACAUUAGUCUGCAUUUGAGGUCUGUAAAAGCUUGACAAAUCAUUAUUUAUGAGUGAAAUGUCCCUUCAAUUGUAUUAUUUGGUAGCAGUGGUAAGCAUGUCACUGAUCUCAGUUGAUUUGUGUCUUGCAGGUGAGCUGAUCCUUGUUCACACAGACACAUGGAGAGUGGCCUUUGCAGUGAUUGUCUCUCUGAGCAUUGUCCUUGUGGUCAUAUUAGCUUUCACCAUCUGGGGCUGGAAUCGUUUGUCCAAUGACUACGGUAAUAGAAAACGAAUUAAAGAGUUUAUUUGACUGAAUGUAAAUGUUUUACAGUGCAGUUUCCAGAGUGGCAUACACAAGGAGUUGGGUACUAGAACCGAAAGCUUGCUAGUUCGAUUCCCUGAGCCGACAAGGUGAAACGAAUCAGUUGAUCUACCCUUGAGCAAGGCACUUAACCCUAAUUGCUCCAG
This is a messenger RNA of Coregonus sp. 'balchen', 1452 nucleotides long. The record is from the annotation of a GenBank genome assembly. Lineage: Eukaryota; Metazoa; Chordata; Actinopteri; Salmoniformes; Salmonidae.